Colletotrichum siamense is the source of this 1023-nucleotide messenger RNA. RefSeq lists its product as uncharacterized. The transcript has a single exon. NCBI's taxonomy places the organism in Eukaryota, Fungi, Ascomycota, Sordariomycetes, Glomerellales, Glomerellaceae. The coding region runs from base 1 to 1023 and encodes 340 amino acids. The record is from RefSeq and is a predicted model, not a curated record.
AUGGCCGCCUUAUCAAGGGGCUUCGCCCUCCGGCUGCCCCUCCUCCCACGAACCCUCGCCCAACGACCCCUCCACCCCGUCUCCCGCUUCACGACGAGCACAACCCUCCGCUACGCCAAACCCGCGCCCAAAAAGUCGCCGAUACCAAAGACACCCUCCUCCUCCUCUUCCUCCCCCACCACAGCCGCAGCCAUCCCCGCAGCAAAACCUCACGCCCCCGCGACCGCCCAGCAGCGGCAGCAGCAGCAGCAGCAGCUCCUCCAGGCCACGAACCCCGCCGCCAGCCGCCUCCUCCAGGCCAUCGCGGCCAAGGGCACGCCCACCCUCCUCUACGAGGCCGGCUCCCACUUCUGGAUGAAGCUGUCCACCUGGGGCGCCGCGACCAUGUUCUACGGCUACGCCAUCAUCAACUACGGCUUCUUCCGCGACUUCGUCGCCGAGCGCGCCGACCAGCUCGGGCCCUGGGUCACCUGGGCCUUCAUCGGCGGCUGCAUCGCCACGACGGGUUUCGGCUCCUACUUCUUCCGCGCCUCGCACAACAUCGUCAAGAACAUCCGCGCCCUGCCCACCGCCAAGAUCCCCGCGGGCGAGCUGCCGCGCGGCAUCGACCCCAAGACGACCCCCGUCCUCCUCGAGAUCAACGUCAAGCGCAUCCUGCCGGGCAUGCCCAAGAGGGUCGUCGUGCCGCCGCACAGGGUCGUGGUUCCGUACAACGUGUUCCAGCCGCUGAGCCCGUUCAAGCCGUUGCAGAAUAUGAAGGCGGAGAAGGAGAAGGAGCGGAAGGAGAGGAAGGCGGCGCGCGAUUACGACCGGGAGCACCUCAUGACGGUGCCGAUCCGGCACGCGGGACGUGGCAUGAAGUCUGCGUGGUUCGGGAUCCAGCGGGCGUUGACGAAGACGGGGUUCAUGAGGAUAGAAGCUGGGGGCAUGAAGAUGAAGCUGGAUGUCGCUUCGGGGUGGGCGCUGGACCAGGGACGGGCGAUAGACAGCUUGGUCACCAUUGAGAAGAAGUCAAGGACUUGA